AUGGUAGGUUACUAUAACCACUACAUAAAAUACCGUCAAUGCGCAAUUACGACAACAUCGCUUAACUUUCUUUACCAAAACCAGGCGAAUCUCCCUAAUCUCCGACGCCUGUUCGUCGAGGCCCGCACCGAGGCCGAAGAGAACGAGCACUCCAGAACUGCGUUCUACAAUCUUGUCCUCUUUAUCUCUUCGGUCGCUGUCUUCAGCUUGGUGGCUCAACGAAUGGGCGGAACGAAGUCGGGAAAAUGA
Aspergillus brunneoviolaceus CBS 621.78 is the source of this 249-nucleotide messenger RNA. Its product is annotated as DUF5310 domain-containing protein. The transcript has 2 exons. The coding region runs from base 1 to 249 and encodes 82 amino acids. Lineage: Eukaryota; Fungi; Ascomycota; Eurotiomycetes; Eurotiales; Aspergillaceae. Gene Ontology annotation, biological process: outer mitochondrial membrane organization. The record is from RefSeq and is a predicted model, not a curated record.